AUGAAUCAGGAACUGCUCUCUGUGGGCAGCAAGAGGCGACGAACGGGUGGAUCCCUUCGAGGUAAUGCUUCCUCAAGCCAAGUAGAUGAGGAGCAGAUGAAUCGGGUCGUAGAAGAGGAGGAGCAGCAGCAAAGACGACAACAAGAGGAGCAGCACAUUGGGAGGAAUGGGGAGAUAGGAGGGGAAGAACCUGGAUUUGAUGAGAGGCAUGAGACUCAGCAGGAGCAAUUAGAAGAAAAUAACAAUAGACUUAUUACAGUGGAUGAAGAAUCCACUUGUAACCAAGAGGAAGAUGAUGAUGAACAUGCUGGUGAUCAAGAGGAGGAGGUGGAAGAGGAGGAGGAAAUGGACCAGGAGAGUGAUGAUUUCGAUCAGUCUGAUGACAGUAGUAGAGAAGAUGAACAUGCUAACAGUAACAGUGUCCCUAAUUCCAAUAGCCUCACGGACUUGCCUAUUCACCAGUCAUCACCAUUCUACAUAAAGACAAAG
This is a messenger RNA of Merops nubicus (carmine bee-eater), 489 nucleotides long. Its product is annotated as F-box/WD repeat-containing protein 7-like. The transcript has a single exon. The record is from RefSeq and is a predicted model, not a curated record. The annotation marks the transcript as partial. NCBI's taxonomy places the organism in Eukaryota, Metazoa, Chordata, Aves, Coraciiformes, Meropidae.